Messenger RNA from Adineta ricciae, 2736 nucleotides. The record is from the annotation of a GenBank genome assembly. NCBI's taxonomy places the organism in Eukaryota, Metazoa, Rotifera, Eurotatoria, Adinetida, Adinetidae.
AUGAAUGAAACAAGCAAUAUGAAUAACGCGAAUACCGGUGGUAUAUGUUCAUCAUGCCUUAAAGAAAUGCCAAUGAAUUCAGGCUCAUCAGCGAAUCAUCCUCUAUCGAGAUUCUGUUCUAGUUGUAUGACAGAAUUUAUUGAUCAACAACAUCAAUUUCCACUUUUUCCGUCGUCGUCAUCGUCACAACUAUUGCUUAAUCAUUCACAGCAAACUCAAUCGAUAUUCCCAUCCCAUUUUUCUUCAUUACCUUCAUCAUCAGCAUCUUCAACAUCUUCAUCUGUUUCAUCAUCGAACCGUCGCUUAAGCGCAUUCGAUCCAUUUCUAUCCGGUAAUUCCUCUCACAAUCCCUUUCUUCAUUUAUCAACCGAUUUGAAUCAUACAUUUCCGCCGUUAACACCAACAGCUUUCCCAAAUGACUUCGAAUCGACAACGAAUAUCACCAAUGAUUUCAUGCGUUUCUUCCUUAACGGAAAUAAUUCAACUAACGAUCGAGAUAGUCCGGCUAGUAGUACACAGAGUAAUACAGAUUUUUCUCGUACGUUAAUGUUACAACAGCCAGCAACACUGUGUUGUUUUACCAAUAAUUUACCGUACACUUUUUGUCUGGAUUGUGAUUCAACUCUGUGUGAAAAAUGCGCUUUAGCCCAUCGGAAAAUACUUGGAUUUAAAGAUCAUCAGCAACAAUUACUUUCAUCCUCACAGAUCGCAAAUAAUCAUCAUACUCGAUCAAUGAUCGGACAGCCACCGUCAUCAUCAUCACCAUCGAAAAAAGGUCAUUUGCCACAACCAACAUCUUUCGACUUCCCAUUGAAUCGCACAUCAGCCACCACCAAUGAUUUUCCCUCGUUAUUCAGUUCGUUUUUCUCUCAACUUUCAUUAAAUACAUCGACUAAUGACAAUCCAGUUAUCCUGAAUUCGUCUCUCUCAUCACCGUCGACCAUUUUUUGUCAUGAGCACCCGUCAUACAAAGCAACUUAUUUUUGUGAGAUAUGUUCACACGCAUAUUGUCAUGAAUGUCAAAUUCAUCAUGUUCAACAGCACAGUUUGUCAGCAUUUCAAGAUACAAUAGAUAAUGCUCGACAACUAACGAAACAAUUCCUGAUCGAACUGCAAACAUUACUGUAUCAUUUAGAUGAAUCGUUAAAACAAUCGACACGAACCAUAGAAAACCAUUCGUUGAAGAGUUCAACCAUUGAAAACGAGAUUCGUACGCUGAUCAAACACUUUCUCGAUACUCUCACCCAACGACAAGAUUUUCUUUUGAAAAAUGUCGAUAGAAUCCAAACGAUUAAAACGCAAACAUUACAACGACAGAUCAAUGAAAUCAAUCAAGUUAUCAAACAGUUGCAUAUAACCGUUCUCGAUUGUAACGAGUGCUUAAAGAACGGCAACGAUACCGAUUUGGUACGUACACGAAAUCGUCUUUGGAAUGAAGUUAUUCAAAUGAAACAAGUCAUGCUAUCGAAUUUCAAACCACUCGAAGAUGAUUUCGUUCAAUUGCAAAGCCCAUCGACACCGAUUAGCAAAUCGAUGAUGAACUACGGACAAUUAAUAACAUCGACUUAUCCUGCAUUGUGUGAACUAUAUGGUGAUUCACUUUAUAAUACCGUACGCAAUCGCUUAACAGUCUUAAAUCUACAGGCACGCAAUCAUUUGGGCGAAUUACGUACAACGGGUGGUGACAACGUUCAAUGUUGUUUAAUUGAUACAAGUACAAAUCAAACAGUUCCCUGCGAAAUCUACGAUCGACAAAAUGGACAAUACUUCCUGACUUAUAUUGCCCAAAGUGAUCAUAUACAUAUCUUGAAUGUUUAUGUGAACAAUUCUCCCAUCAAGGAUAAUCCAUUUCGUAUUGAAGUCAAACAAAAUCGGAACUAUCUGACAAUUGGCACGAAGAUAGAAUUCGAAAUUGGUGGUGAAGGUGAUCAAGACGGUAAACUCUGUCGACCAUGGGGUGUCUGUUGUGAUAAUCAGUCGAAUAUUAUCAUUGCUGAUCGAUCAAAUAAUCGAAUACAAAUCUUUACUAAGUAUGGACAAUUCCUACGAAAGUUUGGUGCGCAAGGCAAUCGACCAGGACAAUUCGAUCGACCAGCUGGUGUUGCUUAUGAUAAACAACUGAAUCGAAUUAUUGUCACAGACAAAGAUAAUCAUCGUGUUCAAGUUUUUGCAUCGACAGGAGAAUUCAUAUUUAAAUUUGGUGAAAAAGGUACAAAACCCGGUCAAUUCAAUUAUCCAUGGGAUGUCGCCGUAUCAUCAAUUUCACAAAUUUUGAUUUCCGAUACUCGCAAUCACCGUAUACAAUUAUUUACCAAGGAUGGAUUAUAUCUACGAAAGUACGGUUUUGACGGGCCGGUUUGGAAACAGUUCGACUCGCCGCGUGGUGUCGUUUUUACACAUGCUGGCCAUAUCAUUGUUACGGACUUCAAUAAUCAUCGAUUAUUAUUUCUUUCGUCCGAUUUUCAAAAUGCUCGAUUUCUUGGAAGUGAAGGUUCAGGCAAUGGACAAUUUCUUCGUCCACAAGGUGUAGACAUCGAUGCCGAAGGAAACAUAUUCGUUGCUGAUUCGCGCAACUAUCGUGUACAAGUUUUUUCGCCUCAAGGUGUUUUUAAAACAAAAUUCGGUACACAAGGUUCGGGCCCUUUACAAAUGGAUCGACCAAGUGGGUUAUGCGUGACAUCCGAAGGCCUCUUACUUGUUGUCGAUUUCGGUAAUAAUCGUAUUCUUGCCUUCUAA